Molecule: messenger RNA, 2780 nt
Organism: Scylla paramamosain (green mud crab)
Lineage: Eukaryota; Metazoa; Arthropoda; Malacostraca; Decapoda; Portunidae
Product: mitochondrial import inner membrane translocase subunit Tim10 B-like
Exons: 3
Coding region: 190-504 (104 amino acids)
Cellular component (GO): mitochondrial intermembrane space chaperone complex
Source: RefSeq, a predicted model, not a curated record
AAGAUUACUGAAAACAAGAUCAGGAGCCGUACAGAUUGCACAAGAGCCAGUAAGAGAUAAACAGUACAGUAACAAGAGCUAUAAUCACGCGAGGGAGCGCUGUUCCGGAGACAAGACUGCAACACAACACAGAGCUAAGGAGAGGCAAGACGGAGUGGCACAGGGAAAUGCUGUUCGUGAAUUAGUACCAUGGAUUUAGCGGCCAACGUGAGACAGUUCAAGGACUUCUUGCUCCUGUACAACCACAUCUCAGAGCGCUGCUUCAACUUGUGUGUUAAUCGCUUCAACGACCGGGAGUUGUCCUCAGAGGAAAACACCUGCUUGGAUCACUGUGUAGGGAAGCACAUCCAUGCUAACCACAUGAUUAUGUCUGUCUAUGCUGAGCUGCAGCCUGUCUACAUGCAGAGGAGAAUGGAUGAAAUGAACAAGCAGUUAGAGGCCCAGCAAGCAGCACAAGAGGCAGCUGUGGUACAAGCAGAGCAGCAGCAGCAGCAGCAGCAGUAGUAGGAGAGGAUUUGUGUUAGCAGAGUGUUGCUGUAUCAGUGCACAGUAAGCCAUCCAGUGCAGUGUGACAAUGGCUCAUAUGGCAAGGACACUGGCCAGGACAACACGACUCUUCCUUAUAAACACACCGCGUAUUAGAUUAGUGCAGAAAGUACCACCACUUUAUAAGAGCACUCACUUCUGUCAGAUAUCCUCUAACUCAUUGGUCCAUCCCUUCUGCAGCAGUGCCAGUGAGUCAAGUGAUGCCUCACAGUCCUUGGGGAAGGUCAAUCCUCAGCUCAAGCUGGUGUACACUUGCAAGGUGUGCAGCACCAGGCAGACCAAGUACAUCUCCCAGCUGGCAUACAAGAAGGGUGUGGUGAUUGUGACCUGUGAGGGCUGUGCAAAAAACCACUUAGUAGCUGAUAACCUUGGCUGGUUUUCUGAUCUUGAUGGAAAAAAGAACAUAGAGGAGAUUCUGGCAGCAAGAGGUGAGGUGGUGAGGAGGGGCAUUGUUGCCUCAUAUGGUAUGACAGAGUCUGAGGGUGCAUCAUAUGGCAGUAAGGAAGACAAUCUUGAAGAAGAGGAAGCCAAGGGUGCUCAGGCUGCCUGGAGUGCUGCUCAGGACACUCUCAGACAGAUGGCUGAGGAUGUUGAGGUCCCAGGUACAGACACAGAUAAGACUCAAGUGCACCGGAAGAAAUAAUUACUUCCAAGUUGUUAGGAGUGAAGAAAAGUGGUUAAACUUAUCACAGAAAAGACUGAAUUAUCACAGCUUAAGUGUAUUCCUUAACACUCUUAAUUGUAUGUAGAAAAAAGGAGGGAUUCAGAUACCAGAAUAAAGCAAAGACAUAUGUGAACCUAUUCAUGUGUAAAGAUAGAUAUGGAGACCAAUGUUGUAUUAGUGCUACUGGUGGGACUGCCAGGAUCAGGCAAGACUACACUCUGCAGGGCACUGAAGGCACACCAUGAAGAGCACCACAACAGUGGGAGGCUGGUGGUGAUUCAUUUAUGUUAUGAUGACCUGAUUCCACUGUCUGUUCAGAGAGAGUUUGCAGAGCAGAAGAGGACUGAAGGCCAAUGGUAUGGUGAAGAUCUGAAAGGAAUCAAAGGGGAGGAAGGGGAGGAGAAGAGUUGCAAGGUGAACGACAUGAAGGGUAGUAAGGACAGAGAAGAGGAUAAGGAUGGUGAAGACAGUGUGACGAAUGGUAUCGGUGAUGACUGGAAGAGUGCACGACGCAAGGUUCACACCCAGGUUGACUGGUUUGUCCAGUACCUAACCACUGGUAAGGCUGAGUCAGGGGUUGAAAAUUUCUUUAAUGUUUCACUUGAAGAAUUAAGAAGUGGUUCUAAAUAUGUAAUUCUCUUGGAUGACAACUUUUACUACAGAAGCAUGAGGUAUGAAUACUUCCAGCUUGCCCGCAGGCACAGUGCAGCAUUCUGCCAGCUGUACCUACACUGUAGCAUGGAGGAAGCUGUACUGCACAAUGACAUGAGGGAGGAGAGAGUGCCGACAGGUGUGGUGACAGCCAUGGCAGAGCGGCUGCAGGCCCCACAGGCACACCUGCACCCAUGGGAAGCCAACACCUGUGUACUGAAUACAGGUGUGGGACAGGUGUCUGAGGCUUUGGAUGCCAUUAUCCAAUCCUUCCAGCAGGGCCUCACCCCCCUUCAGGACAGAGAGCAGGAGGUGGCUGAGGCUCGGCGGCGCUGCUCUGAGAGUGUGGUUCACCAGGCAGAUCUUUGCCUCAGAGCCAUAGUAAAGCACCUGGUAAAAGAGCAGUUGCAGCAAGUGGACAAGAGAAGCAGCCCAGCCUCCCAGGUAGCUGCACACAUCAAUGCAGCUCGGCAGGCAGUGCUGGCCAGCCUGAGAUCAGGAGCAGAGGUGCCACACCACCUGGCUGAGGCCAUCACCCAAGACAACAAGCAUGAGUUUGAGACAUUUUUGGAGGCUGAAAUGAAGAAGAUUAUUUCAGAAUAACUUACUUCAAGUUUUACCUAAGGAACGAGGUAUUAUGUGUUAUCAGAUUUUAUUGAAUUCUAUGAAUGGUUUCUCCACUAGAUGUCAAGAAAGAGAAGCAUUGAUUAAACAGUGAGACAAAAGCCCAAGUCCAUCUUGGCAGUUGAUGUGGAAUAAAUUCAAAUAAAAUAAUGUAGAGUUAUUAACAGUAGUGAAAACAGGUGCUCUGCCUGUGAAGAGAACACUUGGCACAGAGGGUGUGCAGAUGUAAAUAAUUGUAAGACCAAGACCACAGGAUUUGUACAUUAUGAACCAGUAAAGGUGGAAAAAUCAUAAA